UGAAUUCCUCUGUACUUUUGACAAAUGUUAGUUAGGUUGCGUGUUGGCAUGUGAUUGGCUCACAAGCACAUAACAGAUAAUCAUCCGUCAACAAUAAUUGGUGUGGCCUUUUGACAAUGCUGAUAACUUGAAGUUCUUCCCCCUUUAAUCGCUGCUCAAUUUACACAUGAUAAAUGUUUAUAUCUAUCUCUAAAAUCUUUGUACUUGCAACUCAACUCCAAUACGGUCUUACGUCCUAUAUAUAUAACAGUAAAUCAACCUACACACUAGUUUAAAAUUUAUAAAAAUCAAUCUUAAUGGAACAUAAUUAUCCGACUCCAGACUCUCUCCCGCUCCAAAGCCAGCUCCAGCGCAUUCUCCAGAGCCAGAGUGAGCGGUGGGACUACGCCAUCUUCUGGAGCGCAUCGAGAGGCGUGGACGGCGUCUUCCUGUCGUGGGGCGCCGGCUACUUCACCCCUACAACCACCAAGCCUGAAUCCGAGUGGUUCUUCAUGGCCUCCAUCACCAGACUAUUCGCGGCCACCGAAGACCUCGUCUACCGAGCUCUCGCCACGGCCUCGAAUAUCUGGCUGGUCGGCCACCAGCAGCUCAGCCUCUGCGGCUCCGAGAGGGCCAAAGAAGCUGAGCUACAUGGAGUCAGAACCCUCGCUCUCGUACCGACUUGUAACGGCGUUGUCGAAUUAGGCUCCUCUGAUUUGAUCAAGGAGAACUGGUCGCUUAUCUACAUGGUUGCCAACUCUUUCGAUCCUCAGAUUCAAUCCGCCUCAUCAGGGUCGUCUGAGAAAGAACAGACUCCGGAGAUUGACAGAUCUCCAGCUGCCGAAAGCCGAAAGGCAAAGGUUCCGGUGAAUCAUCAGGCGGCGGAGAGGAAGCGCAGGGAGAAGCUGAACCAGCGAUUCUACGCUCUGAGAAGCGUGGUUCCGAACGUGUCAAAGAUGGACAAGGCCUCGCUGCUGGUUGACGCGGUCACCUACAUCAACCACCUCAAAUCAUCGGUCGCUAGCUUGGAAGCAAAAUGUGUCAAAAUUAGGAACACAGCAGCAUCAUCCGCAGCCAGGAGCAGAGCCUACAAAAUGGAGAUUGAGGUGAAGAUGUUAGGAGCGGAAGCGUUGAUUCGAGUCCAAUCCGACGAUGUUGAUCACCCCUGCGCGGGAGUUAUGGACGUGCUGAGGGAGUUGGGGUUGAAAGUGAAUCGAGCGAGCUCCUCAGCAGUUGGAAAUGUUAUGUUUCAAGAAAUUGUUAUUAGAGUUAGUGAUGGUUUGUGUAGUGAGGAAGCUAUUAAAGCAGCUAUACUUGGGAAAUUCUUACCCUAAAACCUAAAAUCUACUGCACAUCUUAUGUAAUUCAAUGUUAUAUUAUAGUACUAUGACCUCAUGUUUCAUUCUA
Molecule: messenger RNA, 1386 nt
Organism: Salvia hispanica
Lineage: Eukaryota; Viridiplantae; Streptophyta; Magnoliopsida; Lamiales; Lamiaceae
Product: transcription factor bHLH14-like
Biological process (GO): regulation of DNA-templated transcription
Cellular component (GO): nucleus
Molecular function (GO): protein dimerization activity; transcription cis-regulatory region binding; DNA-binding transcription factor activity
Source: RefSeq, a predicted model, not a curated record